Triticum turgidum subsp. durum (durum wheat) is the source of this 663-nucleotide messenger RNA. Lineage: Eukaryota; Viridiplantae; Streptophyta; Magnoliopsida; Poales; Poaceae. The record is from the annotation of a GenBank genome assembly.
AUGCAGCGCCCGCUCCUUAACAUCUCCCCGCUGCGGCCUCCAGGCUUUGAAGCAUCCCCAACCCCGCCACUCCAGUGCAACGGCAACCUGCAGCGAACCCCUACGCCACCCCGUGCUCGCCCCCAUGAUGCUGGGCACGACCUGCCGGCGGGCCUGGCUGAGCUCAUUGUGCCCUGCCUCGAGCUUCCGGCUACGCUCUUCUGCCCAAGGCAGCCGGCGCUCCUGCCAUCUGCAGCCACGCAACCUCCCCCUGAGGUGCCCUUGGCAUCUCCAAGGCCAAGCCCUCCAGCGGCCCGUCGAAAGACUUUGGCGGGCAUGAGAAUCUCCAAGGAGGGCGGCAUCUCUCUGCAACGGACCCGGCGACCUUCCAGCCGCACGCCGGCUGCUCCGGUGGCAAAGGUGGCCGAGCGCCUGGUUUGCCGCAGCCUGGGCAUAACCAAAGAUGGUCAAGAUGUAACUGCUUCGAUCCUGGAGGCGUUCACAGAGAGAUUCAAGGAGCAGCUCCCUCCUGAAGUGAUUGUGGCCAUGAGGGACUUCUUCAAGCUUGAUGACAGUUCUAUUAGCGCUGUUGAGGAUGCGCUGAUAGACCAUGGUGGUGCUGCGGCAUUAGACUCUGUGGGGCUGGAGCAAGACGGCCAGGGAUCGGAGCCGGCGAUCGCUUGA